CGCUUACCUCUUCUUUGAAGCGCCCCUACUCUGCUUCUCUCUAACUCUCUCUUUCACCCUCUCCCUCCUCCAACAUGGCAGCCCAAGUGAUAACCCAAGUCUCCCCCGGUCCUACCUCCAGCUCUCCUAUCACUCAAGUCUCGCAGACCGCACCUCCAGCACUGGCAGCUGGGAAUGGCGCACAUUUGCUUACCCGACUCAGGCUCGAGCUAAGGGGGACGACGUUCAACGUGGAUCGGGAGGCAAUUAUGAGCCUACCAGAGAGCGUGUUGCUGUGUCUUUUCCCUAAUGGGUUAGUGCUCAGUCGGCCGGAGGGGAUGGGUACGGAGGGAGAAGAGGAGGAGGAGGAGAGGGCAGAGACAUAUUAUGUUGAUUUUGACCCCGAUUGCUUCGCAUUCGUUCUCCGCUUCUUCCGCGAAGCGCAAGAACAUUUCUACGGUACACCUACGUCACCUGGAGGCCUGCUCGCUGCACAGCAACAUCUCCUCGAUAGUCCAGCACCCUCCAUCCCCUCCGGCCCCGGGUUCCUCUCUCCUUCGGCCCAAAAUCCCCUUUUAGUCAAACAAGCCAUCAUUGUUCUCCGUGAAGAGCUCGAGUACUUUGCCAUUCCCCCGAGGGACGACGGGCAUGCACGCACAGACCAGAAUGGGAGGAGUAACGAUCAUCUCUUGCAGCUGAAGCGCGAGUGUGGUCGGUUGCUGUUAGAAAAGAGGAACAUCUUCACUGCACUGCAGCGGAAUGUGAACAAGGAGAAUAACAUCGCAGAACAGCAUUUGAUCGACAUGCUUUGCAUGAGUGGGUUCGAUCGCUCUGACACCUGGGGGUACCGCGCUGUCGAGCCAGGCCGAUCCUGUAUCUCCUCCAUCGCCCUCGUCCUGCUCAAAACCGGGAUUUCCCACCCGCCCGCCAGCAGCCACGUAACCAUUGACCACGCCCAGAUGGCGACCGCCCAAAAGCUCCUUCUAUUCUGGCGCAAGCCUGCUAGGAAAUGCUGGUGGGACGGGAUUGAUCUUGACUUACCUCCGAUCGGGCAGGCACCGGCAAGAAGAGUCCGGCUCUGGAGCAGGAGAGUAUGGACACUGGAGCUCUCUCUCGUCUGAACCAGUGGUAAACUCUUCUCUUCCCUUUGUCCGUAGCCUGCUUAGCAUUCAUCGACUAUUUUUCUUGUCUUGCACUGCUGCACUUUUCCUAUGCCCGUACUUUCGAAAGUGCUACAUACC
This is a messenger RNA of Dacryopinax primogenitus, 1220 nucleotides long. RefSeq lists its product as uncharacterized. The transcript is spliced from 5 exons. The coding region runs from base 75 to 1100 and encodes 341 amino acids. The record is from RefSeq and is a predicted model, not a curated record. Lineage: Eukaryota; Fungi; Basidiomycota; Dacrymycetes; Dacrymycetales; Dacrymycetaceae.